Molecule: messenger RNA, 7439 nt
Organism: Harmonia axyridis
Lineage: Eukaryota; Metazoa; Arthropoda; Insecta; Coleoptera; Coccinellidae
Gene: Zmynd8
Product: protein kinase C-binding protein 1
Exons: 20
Coding region: 345-6014 (1889 amino acids)
Biological process (GO): regulation of DNA-templated transcription
Molecular function (GO): protein binding
Source: RefSeq, a predicted model, not a curated record
CUUAACAGUUGUCAGUGGCGCUAGUGUCGUACUUUGCUGAAGUGAAAUAAAUGUCUAGUGAAAAGUUUUGUUUCUUAAGCGUCUAAUCUAAGAUUAUAAUUCUUUUCUAGACAAAUUGUUAUAGAUUAUGGAGUUUCUUGAUGAAAUGUAUACCUGAAAAUAAAAAUCUGCGCUGUAUUCGCAUAGAGAACCUGUUCAUCAAAUCACUGAAAGUACCAUUCAUCCAAGAGAGGGAACAUAUAUAUUUAAGAAAAAGAAAGGCUUGAAGUUAAGAUUGAUUUGAUUGAAAAUUCAUCGAAAUUUGGUUAAAUGGUUAUUUUGUAAAGAAUUAACAGGUUAUAACAAUGUCUGCUCAAUCUGACCAAGACAUUAGCCCAAUUUAUACAGAAGAGGUGCCUGUUUCUUCACUGAUUAAUGUACAUGAGAAUGAAGUUUCAAAUCAACAAGGGUCCAUUUAUUUAACUACAGACAGUGUUAUACUUGAAGACAAACAGAGUGACAUAAAAACAAUUGAAUCACAAGAUAAUGACAUUGCAGAAGAUGAACAAGCAAACACAAAACGAAAUCGAGAAUUGAAAUCCAUACUGGCUUUGUCAAAAGAGGCAAAUCUUGACUUGAAUAUUUCUCAUAAAAGGAAAAGCCUAGAUUCUUUGAAAUUAAAAGAACUAGCAUUAACUCCUGGGAAAGUCUCAUCUGAAAAUGACUCAAAGAAAAAAACUGAUAAAUUUCCAAUAACAGCAGAGAGUGAAAUUGAAAGUAUGACUGGAGAUAGUACUAGUGCAAUACAUCUUCCCAAUGUAGAUAAAAUAAAAAAAGAAGAUGGAGAUGCUACAGAAGAACGUAAGAAUAUAAGGGAUGUUAAAAUCUUCAAGCCCAAUAAGGAUAUUUUUUGUUGGAGAUGCCAUAGAGAAGGUGUAAAUAUUUCUUGUGAAACUUGUCCUCGGUCAUAUCAUCAAAAAUGUUUGAAACAGACAAUUUCUGAUGCCAACAAUUGGCCAUGCCCUGAAUGUGUAGCAAUUUUGAAAGCUGAGAGUACUCAAACAAGAUCACUUGCAAUGAAAGGAAUGACACUGGAGCAUCUUUGUAGCCUACUUAAAUUUGCUGUUAAGAGGAUGAUAGAGUGUAAUGGGUCUGAACCCUUUCAUCACCCUGUUAAUGAUGAACUUUUUCCUGAAUAUAAGAAAUAUAUAAUUCAACCUAUGAACCUCACAUCUCUUGAGAAAAAUAUAAAAGAUAAUUUAUAUGGAAGUACACAGGCUUUUGAAGCAGAUGCUAAGUGGAUUUUACACAAUAGUAUAAUUUUCAAUUCAUUAAGACUUUCUUUAUUUCUAGACCAAUCCAAGCUUACUACAAGUGCAAAGACAAUCAUCAAAAUUUGUAGACAGGAAAUGGCAGAAAUUGAAAAUUGUCCUUCAUGUUACUUGAAUGCCAACACCAAAAAAUCUACUUGGUUUGUGGAGGUCUGUCCGAAGCCCCAUAUAUUAGUUUGGGCCAAACUGAAAGGAUUUCCAUACUGGCCAGCUAAAGCAAUGUGCACAAAUAAUUCUGGUAUGGUUGACGUUAGAUUCUUUGGAGCUCAUGAUCGAGCUUGGGUACCCUCAAAAGAAUGCUUUCUAUAUUCAAGGCGCGACCCAAAUUCAAACAAGCAAAAGAGGAAUGACAUAAUUGAAUGUAUGAGGGAAGUUGAAGUAUAUAUUGGAAAUCUUAAAGCAAUAUAUGGGGAAUUCAAUUAUGCUCCUUUCAAAUAUCAAUAUGAUCCAGAAAAUGAAUUGAAGCAGUUGCUAUUGUUUAUUCCAAGGUAUAAACCUAAUGCACCGCCUCCAAAAAAGAGGUUGAAGUCAGACGAACGUAAGAUGACGAAGGUCAAGAAGGAGGAAAGUGAGGGGAAUAAUGAGAAGGAAACAAAUGAAGAGUCUAUGGAAAUUCAAGAAGGUUAUGGGACCGAUGAUGAAAUGAUGGGAAAUGAAAUGCUAGAUUCUAUGAAGGGAGGGUUAACGUCAGGACAAGGAAUUGAUCCCAAUCCAAGUUUAGAGAAAAAUGAAUCAAUUGUUUCUGAUAGUGAAGAAGAAGACAAUAUAGAACCUGAAAUUGAUGAUGAUACUCAAGUAUCUAGCAAUGUUCUUGAUGGUAAGUCUCCAAGGGGUAAUAUUAGAACUAGAGGGGGUCUCCACACAUCUUCAGGCAAGUUAAAAACAAUACCUAGAAGAAUUUCUGAAGAAACCAUGUCUCUGAAAAGAUUAUCAUCAGAUGAACUGUCUUCUCCUAGCAAAAUACCCAGAAGAAAUAGCGAUCAGAGUAUAAAGAGCGAUUCCAGUAGAUUGUCGUCCAUAUCUGAUAAGAUCAAUAGAGUUGAUAUAUCAGAGAAUGUUGAAUUAACUUUGGGAAAUACUGCAGACAGUUACAUAACUUCAAGUACUGGCGAAUUAGAACUCAGAAAGAAACCUAUUCAGGUAGAAGUCAACAACUUAGAGCUGUCUAUAUCCCCCCAGAGUAAAACAAAGAUUACUGAUAGGCUAAUGCAGAAGUUAUCCUCAUCUGAUGAAGAUAUUUCCCAACAUGACGGUGAUAAUAAAGAGACAGAUGGGGAGUUGAUGACUGAUAGUAUUCUGGAGAAAUACAAGAAUUUGGUGAAGAAAAAAAGUAUGGAGUUUUCUUUUGCAGAGGAAGCUUCAACAUCUUUUGGUACCACAUCUGUAGUUCCAAAAGAAGUAUGCAUAAGUGGUAACGAUGUUAUCAGUAAUAAAUGUGAAGUAAAAAAAGAUACGGCUUCAGAAAAUGAUGGACAGUUGGAACCUACAAAUGGGAAUAAACAAUCAAAUGAGAAGAAUGAAAAUUACAACAAUGAAAUGGAUAUUUCAUCUACGGAAAACUUGAAAAAUGACUUGAACGAACAUGUAAUUGAACACAUUGCAGAAUCAAUAGAAAAUCCAGAUGAUGAAAUAGAUGCUUUUGAUGAGAAACAGAUACAGAAAAGAUGUUUAAUUAAAUCUGUUUUAGAAGAAAAGAAAAUUCCUAAGAGUGAUAAACCACCUAUUUCUGAAGAUCUGAAAAUUGCUGAUCUGAAAAACACUCAAAGAGAAGAUAUUAUUCUACCUGAUGGCUUAAAAAAUGGCGAAAACCCCUCAAAGAAUGAUGAGACUGACAUAAUCGUGAAAAAUAAUAUGACAAAGUUAGAAGAUGUUCGUAUUAAAGCAAAAAAAAUUGAAGCUGCUAUCAGUAGAGAAUCUGAAAAACAUAACAUAAAGCAAGACAUCAAAGUAUUAUCUGCAGAGACAACAGUGCAAAAUAUUGAGAAAGCAAAAUCGACUCCUGGUAUGCAGGUUAAGAAUAAGAUAGCAGUAGCAACUAACAUAGAAAAAACUAUACAAAGUGAGUUUAAAGACAAAAUUAUUAAAGCUACUGAAGUCACAAAGGAAAUUAUCAAAAAAGAUGCAGCUUUGUCUGAUACUACUAUCCCAAGGUUGGAAGUGAAAAAAAUUAUUACUUACAGUAGAAAGGAUCGAAAGUCUGCAGAAGUUAAAAGAAAAGAAUCGCCAGUUAUUGAACAGCCAAUGGACUCGAAUUCAAGUGAUGAUCAAGAACUUGUAUUAGAUGAUACUCAAAUAGAUGAAACCAAUAUUAGAAAUAUCAUUCAUUCAUCUUUGAACAAUGUGACAAGCGCCCGGAAAACUUCCCACGAACAUGUCUUAGAUGAAGGCAAAGUAACAAAAAGAAAGUUGCAGGUGAUGCAAGAAGGAACUCCUAAUAAAAAGAUCAAAAUCAAUAAAAAUGAAACAGAACCCAUUCAAAGGGAGUCUCAUUUCAAAAUAGUGCCCAUUCAACAUAUUUUGAAUAAAAAUAUUGAUCAAAAAUCUCCUGAACAACAUCAAACUAUAAGUAGUACUCCUAUUCUUCUGAAGAAAUUGUCACAGCCAAUUGUAUCAGCAAUGCAUAUUCCAGAUCCUCAACAAUUCGAUUGUGUCGAAAUUAAAAGCGAACCUGAAUCUGAAGAAGAUUUUCAGGAAAACGAAUACAUGGAAGCUAAACGUCAGUAUAUGUCAGCAUUGAAUAUAUCAGAGAAGACUGAAGAAGUGGCCAUUCCUAAAAAAAGUGAGAUUAGAACCAGAUCUAAAACAGAAGAAAUGGGAAGAGGGAAACAAUUGGAUAAUUUGACUAGAGUUAUAGAUGAAGUGGCGACCACCUUCAGUGCAAAACAUGAAACACAAAAGAAGGUAAUGGAAAAAAAGACUAAUAAUCAACCUCCAGCAACGCUUCAACCUGCUGAAGAUAGAAAGAAAACUUCCAAUCAGGAAAAUGGGGAGAUUUUUGUUAAAUCUUUUGCAAAGAUGGCCCGACCUCAACAACAAAGACAACAACCGGCACAAAAACCAAAACCAAACAACUCUACCACCAGCAAAGCAGCAGUAAUCCAGACAGUUCGUAGAGAAGUGACUCCAAAAAUAAACAUUAUUGAUUCCUCUCAAGCAACUCUCACUAGAAUCACAUCAACACCUAUUUCUUGUUCCAACACUUCUAGUACUAUCACUACAGCCUCUACAUCUACUAAUAAAACAUUAGAAUCUUUGAGUUCUUCUGGCAAUGUUUUAAUAUUAACACAGCCCGGUGUUAUACUUCCUACCAGUCAACAAUUGACUUACAAUGCCGGUAGUUUUGUUACGUUUGUUCCUAGCCAACAGAACAUGGCGAUGAUGCAAACCUCACAGGUUAUCAAUGCUGUUGUUGCCCCUUCUUUGCAUCAAAAUGAAUCUGUUCCUCAGCCCAUUUCUAAUAUGGAAAUGAUAAGAUCUCAAAAUUACAUCCCACAGAGUGAAGAACAAACAGAAAACAACACAAAUCGGACAAUGAGUCAACCACCACUUGCCAAUUCUAACAGCACCACAACAAAUAUUCACAAUAACAUUCAAAAUAGAGACAUACCUUCUCUUAUACCCAUAACUGACAAUGAAAGAAGUACUAUUCCAACAACUAGCAAUACUACAACUGAAGCAAGAACAGAAAAUACCAAUGACGAAUUUAGCCUCCUUCAUUCAAUGGUUCCAGAGUCUGUUUCUAAAGCCAUUAGUGAGGUUCUGUGUCGACCACCUCCUAAACUUAGACCGAGACCGCCUGGCCCUUUGAGUCAAGUGUUUGAUAGUGGAAAUCCUAGUAAUGCCGGGCCUGUUUCUGCUAAAAUAAACUCUAUAUCACACAGGCUUGGAGACUAUUUCCGUGGUAUGCUUAUUGAGAUGUUGGAAGACCUGGGUAAAACGAAUAAUACCGAGGCUACUAUUGCUUCAUUGAAACACGAAAUAGAAACCUUACAGCAGAGACAUGCUGCUGAAAUGAUGGAUAUAAGAAAGAAUGUAUGCACUAUUUUGAAGGAUAUACAAGGUAGUAUAGUUGAAGAACGAGAGAGGCUUAUUGAUGAAACUAGAUCAGCUUGUGAAAUAGAAGCUCUGAGGAGGAUAGAAGAAGCAAAAUCGAAGCAGUGGUGCGCAAAUUGCGGGAAAGAGGCGCAGUUUUAUUGCUGUUGGAAUACAAGCUAUUGUGAUUAUUCUUGUCAAAUAAAACAGUGGUCAAAACAUAUGAGCAAGUGCACACAACAUGCUGGACAGUCACAACCUGGACAAUCCCCAGCUAUAAGGCCCCAAAGUCAGUUAACCUUCAGACCUGCAAUAGCCAAAGCAUUUGGUGGUAGGUUAGUGACAAAGCCAACAAAAGUUUAUUUGAAUAGGUCAACGAAUUCUAAAACUAUACCAUUUAAGACAACCACAGGAGGUCAUUUAACAAUAGUAGAUUCAUCGAAUGUAGAAUUCCUUGCGAAUUCACAAGGAACUAAAUACAUAGCAACAAGUUCCUUAUUUACAAGGGUUAGGAAUGUAAACUCUACAGUAACGUCGCCAUCAAAUAGAACCCAACAAGCAGGAAGUCCAAGUCAGAAAGUCAAUAGUACUGUACAAGUUUUAAAACCCUUGCCAUCUACUAGUAAUAAUGUGUCUAAUGUAAUAUCUGAUGAAGAGAUGGAGAGUGAUUGAAAUAGACUUGAAGUGCAAUGACAAAAAAAAUUACAUUUUUAGUGCAGUUAUUAUAAGUGUACAUAUGUGAUUACUAUCUUACCUUCUGUAAUAAUAUUCUGACCUUUUUUCAGAGAUCUGAAUUAUGUUGAUAUCAUGAGGAUUUCAUUGUAGAGAAGGGAAAUGUGGAAGUGACUAAUCUUAUUAUUAUAUAUCUUUGAAUCAUUUCAUCAUUCCCUUCUUUGAAAUGAAAUAUAAAAUAUUGGUUUUAUUUCUUCAGAUGAAUUUUAGUUAAGUUUUACUGAAAUGUUAAAUUUAUUUUAUAUAUCCAUUCCAUUUAAUCAAUUUUUUCAAAUCAAUCAAACAUCUAUUUUACCCAGUGCGACUAUGUAAUGAUAUUUUCUUUAAUUUAUAUCAUUUGAAAUGUUCACACUGUAUUUGUAUUAGAGAUUUUAUGUUGUAUAUUUGAUAUGUUGUAGUGUUAUUCCCAAAGCAUUCUUCUAAUAUAGGUUUAAUAUAAUUGUUUUUUUUUUCAAGAGCCCAUUUCCAAUGUGCAUCCUUUUUUUGGUGAAAUGAAUUUUUAUGAAACCAUCCACUGUCCAUAACUGAUAACCCAUAUUAAAUUUCAUUAAAAUCAGAAAAAAAUGGUAUCACUUGAAGCUGUUCAGAAAGGACUAAUACUCUUGACAAGUGAUGAUCUAAAAUAUAUUUUUGCAAGUGUAAAUUUUGAAAUUGGUGACCAAAAAUAUUUUUUAUCCCAAAUGCUUCCACUAUAUUUGGUAGACUCGGAAGUAAUGCUACUAGUUCAAAUUCGUAUCAAAUCUAGAUGUAAUGGACCUUUUUUGUAGAAUUUUUCAGUAGUUUUUUGGCUUAUUAUUAUCGUUCCCCAAAGCAUCACAAUCUCUAUAUUCGAAAGCUUCUUGGCUCAAUUGUUCUUGUUAAGAUGAUUGGCCAGUACCUAGCUAGUACCCCAGGAUCAAUUCCGAAGAGGUUGCAAGAUGUCAUGAAGAUAAUAAACCAUUGCUCAAUUUUCAUUGUUUUUAUCUUAUGAAAGUGUUCACAAGAGAGUAAGAGUUAUUUUACACUUUCACAUUUUAUACCGUAUAGUAUUCGUACCAGUCACUUGACCAAAUUAUGAAAACGCUAAUAUAUUUGUUCCUUCGAUGUUGAGACGCACUAGUCGUAAAAUACCGGAAAAAAAUUAAAAUGACAAAAAUGAAAACUUCAAUCUCCCUAAGAAUUAGUUGAAACUUGAAAGCCUUGUAUAUAUGUUUCAGUUUUAAUAAAACACUAGCAGCUAAAAUAUAAGUCAUUUAUAUUGAGCUAUCUAAUUAAUUUCCAAUUAGAAGAUAAUAUAUACAAAAUGAAGAAAAAGGUAGGUGUAUCAACUUUUUGAUAGUAAUAAUUUAAUUUUAAAAUAUUGUAGGUUUUACUUAUGGGCAAAAG